This is a messenger RNA of Penicilliopsis zonata CBS 506.65, 1509 nucleotides long. RefSeq lists its product as hypothetical. Gene Ontology annotation, molecular function: RNA polymerase II cis-regulatory region sequence-specific DNA binding; DNA-binding transcription factor activity. NCBI's taxonomy places the organism in Eukaryota, Fungi, Ascomycota, Eurotiomycetes, Eurotiales, Aspergillaceae. Gene Ontology annotation, biological process: regulation of transcription by RNA polymerase II. Bases 8 to 1483 code for a protein of 491 amino acids. The transcript is spliced from 4 exons. The record is from RefSeq and is a predicted model, not a curated record.
CGAUCUCAUGGGCCCUGUCAACCACGUUGCCGUGGAUCGACUCCGUCCAUUCCACUCCCCUGACGCUCUAGGCUCUGAAAAAGCUCGGAAUCACACACCUAACUUAUCACCACACCUCUUUCCAACACAACCGGGAUCGCCGUGCUCGCGAUCGGCCCGUCCGCCCCCCCUGGAUCCUCCAGACACCUCGGGUCGGUUUUGGGCGUACGGCGCAGAGACUCUUCCCUUCGUCGCCGCUCCCAACAGCUCCUCGUCCGCCGCCACCCUGGCUGCCCUUGCGAUUCCUCCGCCCGCCAUGGGGACGGCGCUCGAGGCGCUCAAUGCGCCCUCUUCGCUGAGCGCCCGUCGCCCGGGCGCCCCGAGUCUUCCUAGCUUUGAGCUGCCGCCUCCGGAUUUCCGUCUCGGGCCUUCAUCGCAGAAGCUGCCUCUGCAGCCCGCCGCCAGUGCCGGUCUGAGCAGUGUUGGGAAUCUGUUGACGCCCCCCGCGACAAAUCAACCGAGCGAUCUGCAACAACAACAACAACAACAACAACAACAGCAGCAGCAGCAUCACCAUCAUCACCAUCACCACCAACAACAAUCACAUCCUCCGGGAGUUUCGUCUGCUCCAGAAGUCCCCUCGUAUUCCUCCUCUGCCUACUGGCCCGCUCAGAAUACGUACAUCCCGUCGUGGUCUUCGAAUACAGGCCGUGCGAUCGCGUCGCCGCCGACUAGCGAACCGUUGUCCCAACCGUAUGAUUUAAACCAGCUCCCCCCAUUCCAGCAGCAGCAGUCUGUUCCGUCGCCGAACGCACCGACGACAGCCGCGCCACCUCCUCACGCGAUAACCCUGCUGAGCCCUUCGGACAUGUACGCCUCGAAACCGUACGGCGGUAACUCGACGUAUCCAGCGCCACCUUCAUCGUACGGAGCUGCAGCAGGAGGAGGGGGAGGAACAGCCGGAGCAGCAGCAGCAGCAGCAGGAGGAGGAGGAGCAGGAGGACCGCUAGCCCGCCCCUCGCUGAGCUACCCGCCACGUCAACCGUGGCCGUCGUACUCGCUGCCGGCGAUGACGGGACCGGUGAUGACCAACGUGCACAGUCCAAACGGGCAGAUGUCGCUGCUGGGCGGCCUGCCGACGGGCCUACUUCCGGGGUUCAACAGCGGACAGGUGGCGAGUCUGGCGCAACAUGCGCAUGCGCACGCACAUGCGCACGCGCAUCAACACCCGCAUCACCAACACCCGGGGCAUCUGUACGGCGGGGCGGCGCUGCACCACGGCCACGCGGUGCCCACGGACCGGCCGUUCAAAUGCGACCAGUGCCCGCAGAGCUUCAAUCGCAACCAUGACCUCAAGCGACAUAAGCGGAUCCAUCUGUCUGUCAAGCCGUUUCCCUGCAGCCAUUGUGACAAGAGUUUUUCCCGAAAGGAUGCUUUAAAGAGACAUAUUCUCGUCAAAGGGUGCGGCAAGGAAGCCAAGGAAGAGCGCGAGAGCCCACGGUGAUGCAUUCCGGCGUUUUUAAGCGAUGU